This is a messenger RNA of Salvia miltiorrhiza (redroot sage), 5913 nucleotides long. RefSeq names its product origin of replication complex subunit 5. Gene Ontology annotation, cellular component: nuclear origin of replication recognition complex; nucleus. Lineage: Eukaryota; Viridiplantae; Streptophyta; Magnoliopsida; Lamiales; Lamiaceae. The record is from RefSeq and is a predicted model, not a curated record. Gene Ontology annotation, biological process: DNA replication; DNA replication initiation. Gene Ontology annotation, molecular function: DNA replication origin binding. The transcript has 6 exons. The coding region runs from base 156 to 1775 and encodes 539 amino acids.
AGAAUUCCCUCCAGCAGCCAAAAAAUAAGAAUUCCCUCCAAAAAAGAGAGCCCCAUUCUCGCAAUCGCCUCAGCGCCGCCUCGCAUCCCCUCUUCUCCCUCGUCUGAAUUUUCAAUUCCAGAGUUUGGAACUCAGCAGCAGAUUCGAGAAAAGAGAUGGCUAAAGAUGGAAGUCCACAAGUUAGUAGAAGAGCCAGAAGGGCAUCUCUGAAUACGACUACUCCGAACUCAAAAGCUCCAAAGGCUGCUAACAUUUCGCAGCCUUUGACUAUUAAAGACCUCGUGUUCCAUGGUGAAUCAAUAAGCCUUGAUGAGCUGAUCAAUUCGUUUCCGGGAAGAAGAGCACAAAUUCUUGAAUUGGUCCAGUUUUUGGGACCUCUGAAUUCACCCACGAUUCCCUUAUUUGUCUAUGGAGGUGCAUCAACAGGAAAGACGAGCACUGUACUCUAUAUGUUCAGGCACUUGAAGCGUCCGUUCAUUUAUUGUAGUUGUGUCUCUUGUUACAGUCCUAGAAUACUAUUUGAGUCCAUAUUGAAUCAGCUUUUGCUUCAUAGGAAGAAUGAGAGUGGUGGUUAUUUGAGUGCCAAACGGUGUGAAAAGCCCUCUGAUUUUGUUAAUCUACUACGUGAAGCAUUGACUGCUCUAAUAGACAUCCUUAAAGGGAAUAUGGGAAAAUCGAGCUCUAAGAAGUCAUCUUCACAGGUCAAUGGGAGGAUGGUUUACUUGGUAUUUGAUCAUCUAGAGCUUGUAAGGGAAUGGGAUAAGAGUGAUAGCAUAAUACCCCUCUUGUUUAAUUUGUACAAUCUUCUUAAAAUCCCUGAGGUUGGUCUGAUUUUUAUCAGUAAAGCUUCCCUUGAUACAUUUCAGUCAGACACAGGUUUUGUUGAGCCUUUCCCUGUCUAUUUUCCUGAUUACACUGAAGAUGAUUUGCGCCAGAUAUUCAUGAGAAAUCAAGCGAAUCCAAAGCUAUAUUCCUCUUUUCUGGAUUUGGUGUUGAGGCCUUUCUAUAGGAUUACAAGACGGGUCGAUGAAUUAUCUACUGCCUUUUCUCCAUUAUUUAAGACGUAUUGUGAACCUCUUGGUGAUUUGGUAACAGCUCCCAGUGAAGACACGAGGAGGAAAUUAUUUAGUCAUCUGCAACCAUUCAUCUCUUUAUCACUGAAUGAGACGUGUACCAUUUCUUCUCAGCCUCUGAUUAAAGGCACAACCAACAAAGACAGGAACAUGAGGAAGAGUGUUUUUAAGAAGCCUGGAGUUUGUGAAACUCUAGAUGAGAUUGAUUUCCAUAUGUCUACUUCUGCCAAAUAUCUUCUUAUCUCUGCCUUUCUUGCUUCACGAAAUCCAGCAACCCUUGAUGCCUCACUUUUUGAUUCAACAGGAGGAACUGACAAUCGAAAAAGAAAGAGAAAGGUCUCUGAAAAAUCAAUUGACCAGAAGGAAGCAAAAGAACAAGAAAUACUCAUGAAAGGGCCUGGAACUUUUCCGCUAGAGAGGUUGUUGGCUAUAUAUCAAUGCAUCACAUCUGUUGGAGAUUAUUCACUUGAUGAUGAAGAACUACAAAAUGGUGGGUCGGGAGCUGAUGGUUCUGAUAGUGGAUCGAUGUCCGACAUUCUCUUGCAAUUGUCCAGUCUAUGUAGUGCCAACUUUAUUACCAAAGGUGGAAGCUGCCCACUAGAAGGCUCAACACGUUACCGAUCCAUAGUGUCUGAAGAUGUAGCUUUGAGGGUCGCACGGAGUCUGAAGUUCCCCUUGUCAAAAUACUUGUACAGAAGAUAGCAGAUUUGAACAUUCGACUUGUUGCCCGAACUAACUGUGGCACAGGGCAAGGAUCUAUCAGCUUCACACAGACAUGUGUGUGUAUAUGUACAUGUAUAUCACUCAAGACAGCUGCUCUUGUCAUUUGAGUCCCAGAUUGAUUGAGCAUACAACAGUUGCGAUGACAUGGUUUCCGAGUACUUCAACAUGCUGAAUGUGAAGUUUCUUGAAAAAGCUCUUGCUCUGGUGACCUGUUUUGGUCACUAGUUACCACCUUGUUUCUUUCUAGUUCUUAAUAUACCUUAAACUUCAAGAAUUUUUCUUAACUGUACGCUUAUUAUUGUAGUUAUGAAAUUAACAUUGCGCAGUUUCCUUGAGCUAUGAAUAUUUUCCUUAGUCAUUCAGAAAGUGUAGAGAUGGUGAUAUUUACUUGGCAUAUAAUCUGGGAUCUGGUUUAUUGGUUUGUUUAACCGUGUUUCUUUAUUGCAGAAGAGAGUUAUUACAGACCCAACCCUCAACCAAUGUGAUCUCCAAAUUUAUGACCAUCAUUUGUUGAGGAAGUUCGAUGCUACUUGGAUGACGUCUUAAUUACCAGAUGGCCAAAGGCUCCAAACAUUAAACAUCGUAUUUAUGUGAUCUGUCUCAUUUAUUUUGAACGAGGAAGAAAUCUGUGGACUAAGGGAUGGGGAAUAGUAGAUUAAACUAGUUGUAGUCUUUUUCUUUUCAAACUACCUGUUUUUCAUCCAACUUGCUACUUUUUUUUUCUGAUAUUUUAUAUGAAUUAUUUGAUGGGUGGUUGUUGAAAAAAAAGAUUGGUUAUUUCGUGUGGGAGAUAAAAGAAGACUAGCACAAGUUUCUUAAUUGGAUUCUAACAUCUUGCAGUUCAGAUAACUCCGAGUUGCACUUUACUGUGAUGAUGUUUCAUGGAUUGGUAUGACAAAGAAAAGGGCUCAAAUUCCAAAAUCAGGAAAUUCAUGGCAGAAUGGGGGUUGACUUUUGUUUGCUGCUGUAAUCUUUGCAUUGAAGAGGGUCAAACUCUAGGUUAUGAAACUGAGAUAAACUUGACUUGGAUUUUAGUGGGGGUUUUUUUAACGUAGAAUCUGAGGAAGAUAGGUGCAAAUAUAAAGAUCAUAUUUCUUUUUCAAAUCCUUUAUUAUUAUUAUUAUUUUUAAUUUAAUUUUCUUCUUUGAUAUUUUUGAGUCACGUAAUCCCAGCCUUCUGCUAUAAAGUGUUGGUGGGUUGUUCACCGAACUGAUGAGUGAUGACUAGCCACAAGCUACAACCCAUGUUACAUUUAUGAUCAUCAUAAAUUGAUAAAUUAAUCACGUAUGAUUUUGAGGCAAAAAAGGAGGGCAAACAACCAUAUCAUUUAGAGACCAUUUUUUCUUUGUUCUGUGCAUUUUGUGUAACUGAAAUCUCCUUUUCCAUCUAAUUUCUCAUCACCUCAUACUUUCUCAACUAAUCUCAUUUAUUUCCCUUCAUUGAAUGCUAGAAAUAAAGGCCCCAGCUCCUCUCCCUGCAGAAAUUGGUUGGAGAGAGGGAGAGAUAGAAAGGGGUAAGCUUUGGAGUUUGGAGAGAUAGUGAGAGAGAGGGUGAAAACCAUUGCAUGUUUUCAGUUUCUUUUUCCUUUGUGUAUAUAAUUUGCUGCUGGUUUUUCAUCUUUUUAACAAGGGUGGUUUCCUCUUUUAGGGUUGAAUUUUUUGACUCCUUUUCCCUUAAAACCUUCAACUGUCUCUUGCACGCAUUUAUGGUGGUGGCAUCUGACUGUUGAAGUGAGAUGGUGUAAAUUCAUGGCACAGUCUGGCCUUAGUUAUUACCCCUUUUUCUUCCAUUAUUUCCUUCAUCUAUAAAUUCCCCUUUUUUCCCCCUCAUAACUCCUCACCACACACACACACACACACACAGAGUUGUUCAUGCCACAAAAUAGUUUCAGAGUCUUUUGUUAUCACAUCUUUAGCAGCAGUUGAAAGAGGUGGUUUUGUUGUUUCUCUUUAAAAAUGGACAUGUCCAUGGCAUUGUUGUUGUUCUCUGCUGUGACAUGCUACCUGCUGUGGUUCACCUUCAUCUCCAAAUCUCUCAAGGGCCCGCGCGUGUGGCCCGUGCUGGGCAGCCUGCCGGGCCUCAUCGAGAACGCCGACCGCAUGCACGACUGGAUCGCCGACAACCUCCGCGCGUGUGGCGGCACGUACCAGACCUGCAUCUGCGCCGUGCCGUUCUUGGCCCGGAAGCAGGGCCUCGUCACCGUCACCUGCGACCCCAAGAAUUUGGAGCAUAUAUUGAAAACCCGGUUCGACAACUACCCCAAGGGCCCGACGUGGCAGGCCGUCUUCCACGACCUCCUCGGCCAGGGGAUCUUCAACUCCGACGGCGACACCUGGCUGUUCCAGCGCAAGACGGCCGCGCUCGAGUUCACGACGCGGACGCUGCGCCAGGCCAUGGCCCGGUGGGUGAACCGGGCCAUCAAGAACCGGUUCUGCCCGUUCUUGAUGUCGGCUCAGCUCGAGGCCAAGCCGGUUGACUUGCAGGAUCUUUUGCUGAGGCUGACGUUUGAUAACAUUUGUGGGCUGGCUUUCGGGAAGGACCCUCAGACCCUGGCCCCGGGCUUGGCCGAGAACGGCUUCGCCUCGGCUUUCGACCGCGCCACGGAGGCGUCGCUGCAGCGGUUUAUCCUCCCGGAGGUGAUGUGGAAGCUGAAGAAAUGGCUCCGGCUCGGGAUGGAGGUCAGCCUGAGCCGGAGCCUCGUCCACGUGGACGAGUACCUGUCCAACGUCAUCAGCUCGCGUAAGCUCGAGCUGACGACGUGUCAGCAAAGCAAGGACGCCAAUCCCCACGAUGACUUGCUGUCGAGGUUCAUGAAGAAGAAGGAAUCCUACUCGGAUAAGUUUUUGCAGCACGUGGCGCUCAACUUCAUCCUAGCUGGCCGGGACACGUCGUCGGUGGCGCUGAGCUGGUUCUUCUGGCUGAUCAUACAGAAUCCAAGGGUGGAGCACGAGAUCCUCCGCGAGAUAUGCGCCGUCCUGAUCGAGACACGUGGCGCCGACGUGGAGUCGUGGCUCGACGAGACGCUCGCGUUCGAGGAAGUCGAUCGCUUGGUGUAUCUGAAAGCUGCAUUGUCGGAGACGCUGAGGCUGUACCCUUCCGUCCCCGAGGACUCGAAGCAUGUCGUCGCCGACGACGUCUUGCCCGACGGGACGUUCGUUCCGGCCGGAUCGUCGAUCACGUAUUCGAUCUACUCGGCCGGCCGGAUGAGGUCCACGUGGGGCGAUGACUGUCUGGAGUUCAAGCCGGAGAGGUGGCUGUCUAGUGAUAGGGAGAAGUUUGUUGCCCACGACUCUUACAAGUUCGUGGCGUUUAAUGCGGGGCCGAGAAUAUGUCUCGGGAAGGACUUGGCCUACUUGCAAAUGAAGUCGAUUGCGGCGGCGGUGCUGCUCCGCCACCGGCUGACGGUGGUGCCAGGCCACAAGGUGGAGCAGAAGAUGUCGUUGACGUUGUUUAUGAAGGAUGGGCUCAAGGUAAAUCUGCAUCGGAGGGACCUUAAAUCAGUAGUGGCGAGUGUGAUUAAGGAGAGGGAAGUGGCGGCGGCGGUGCACGCCGGAAAGUCUUUAGGGGUGCUGACGUGCGGUGGCGUUGGCGGUGGAGUGGAGGUGGAUGUGGUGGUUGGGGUGGUUUAAGGCGGUGGUUGGAGUGAGUUAAAGAAGAGUGUAUAAUUCUUUGUAGGGUGGGCGCCCAUUAACUGCUGAGUGUUUUAGGCCAACUCAGUGGAUGGCUGAAUUCUCUGACAAAAAGGGAAAAAAAAAGAAAAAGAAAAAUUGUGGGGUAAAAACUCACAUGGUGAUAUGGAUGCUUAAUGUUGCGCUUGAAUGCAUGUAAAUGAGGGAGCUACACAUAUGCAUGCCAUUCAUGUUUUGGGGGUACAACCAUUCAUUGCGGGUGGUGAGAAUUUCAUGAUAGUUAAUAUUUCUUGUUUUUUUUUUCUUUCUUACUUUCCCUUUUAUCACAAAUUCAUCUUUUUGGGAGUUAUUGUUUUUUCUUUUAUAUUUGGGUUUUGUUAUUGUAUUUAUUCUUUGUAUUUCUUGUUUUGUGUUGUCAUAUUUCCCGAUUUUAUUUACUUUGUUGUUAUAUUAUAUAGUGGAACCAGGUGAGAACUGAGCAUAAAGAA